Molecule: messenger RNA, 7449 nt
Organism: Xiphias gladius (swordfish)
Lineage: Eukaryota; Metazoa; Chordata; Actinopteri; Istiophoriformes; Xiphiidae
Gene: fbxw5
Product: F-box and WD repeat domain containing 5
Exons: 10
Coding region: 116-1999 (627 amino acids)
Biological process (GO): protein ubiquitination
Cellular component (GO): Cul4-RING E3 ubiquitin ligase complex; SCF ubiquitin ligase complex
Molecular function (GO): protein binding
Source: RefSeq, a predicted model, not a curated record
UUCUGUUAUCUGGUAGUAGAGUCUCGUUGUUGUAAUUUCACUGUCGCUAGCCUUUAGCGCUAGCUAGCCAUUUGAUUUUCUCCUCCAACAUACUUUGAUCCAGCAGGAUGGUAUUAUGGAGUGUGGCCAAGUUCUGCCAGAUAGCCUGGUGUUGGAGAUCUUCCUGCGUCUGCCCCAUGAUGCUGUGCUGAGAGCUGGUCUGACGUGCAGACAGUGGCUGGCGGUCUCCAGAGAUGAGUUCCUGUGGAGGGAGCUGUUCUACAGCUACUACCGCAUCCCCCGCUCUGUACCCCGACACCCAGCGGCUGUGUCGUGGUACAGGGAGUUCAAGCGUCUGUUUGACUGUAUCCCCUGUGUGGAGGUUCAGACACUGAAAGAGCACAGCGAUCAAGUCCUCCACCUGGCUUUCUCUCACAGUGGUCACCGGUUCUCCUCCUGCUCCAAAGACUGCACUGUUAAGCUGUGGGACGCGGAGCGGCCGGAUGGUAAUAUCUCAUUGGUGCACAGCUCCAGCAUGCAGCAGUUCAACUGGGGCUACACCCAGUUCUCCCAGUUCAAUGCUGAUGACAGCCUGCUGCUUGUGUCUGGUGUUUUCCUGGACCCACACCACUCCUCUUUUGGGGAAAUUGCAGUCAUCAGUCUGGCUAAUUACACACACUUGUCACGGGUGACGAACAAACCAUACGAUGUGUUUGGCUGCUGGCUGAAUGAGACCCACCUGAUCUCUGGGAACCUGCGCUGGACGGACAACGUGACCUGUUCUGUGCUCAGGCUCCAUAACAUCAUCCAGGAUAUUGAAUCAAAGAACGUCAACGUGGUCAAGCACCUUUUCCAGAUACAGAACAUCAAUGCCAGCACCAUCCGCACAGUGAUGGUGGCCCACUGCCGUCGUCAUGACAACCCGGACUUGUUGCUGGACUACGAGGCCCAAUCUCAGGCUCAAAGGCAGAAGGGGCUGCAGCAGCAGCACCAGCCACUCCUCUUUGACCUGGGAACCUCUGGCAGUGAGGAAGAAGACGAGGAAGAAGACGAGGAAGAAGACGAGGAAGAAGACGAAGAAGAAGAGGAGGAGGAAGAGGAGGAGUGUCAGAGGGAAGCGAGGUGUCCCGGCCUCUCCACUGCCUGCCUCCCCCAGCCCACCAUCUCGACCCUGGAGCACGUCAUACAGAGUCGUAAAAAUGUAGGGUCCACGGAGCUGGAGGUUGAGACCCCGGUGGCCCAAACGAUGGGCAGAGCCCACACGAAAGCACCUGACACCAACCUCAUUGAGCCGUCUGAGCCUGGGGAAGGAGAAGACAAAACUUACUUACUCUUCACCACCGGCAGCCUUACAUACUCGCCUCACCAGAUAGGUAUUAAGCGGAUCAAGCCUGACCAGAUGACGACUGGUGGUCCUGUCCCUGGCGAAGAGCAAAGUCAAAAUGAGAUUUUGGAUUCCCUGGACCACGUCAUUGAUAUCCAUGGACACAUUAUUGGCAUGGGCCUUUCUCCAGACCACAGGUACCUUUAUGUGAACAGCCGGGCCUGGCCAGCCGGAUGUGUGAUCUCUGACCCCAUGUCUCCGCCUCCCAUUGCAGAGGAGAUAGACCUGCAUGUCAUCGACCUUAAGAGUUUGAGAGAGGAGAGAAGGAGUCUGCGUGCUCACCGAGCCUUCACUCCUAACGACGAGUGCUUCUUUAUCUUCCUCGACGUCAGCAGAGACUUUGUCGCCAGUGGAGCUGAAGACAAGCACGGCUACAUCUGGGACCGCCACUACAACAUCUGUCUGGCACGUCUGGCUCACGAUGACGUGGUGAACUCGGUGGCGUUCAGCCCCGCCAACCAGGAGCUGCUGCUGUCCGCCAGCGAUGACUCUACCAUUAAGGUGUGGCGUUCACCGCGCACGGUCAGCCUAGCGCAGGCCCCAGCCCGGCCACCUAGGCCCCGCAACCUCCUGUCGUCCUGGCUGAGCCGCAACAAGAACUACGCGUCUGCCAGCAGCGUCAAUGGAAAACCAUGAGUCAGGUUGGAAAACACUUAGAGUGGGAGGGAGCGGAGAGAGGAAAGUUUGAUCUUUUUCCUCUGUGGUGUGAAUAUAUAUAUAUAUAUAUAUAUAUAUAUAUAUAUACGCUCCAUGUAUAUGUACAGCGUGGUUGCAGUCAGUGGUUUCUCCUUGAGCUCAUGGUGUUGUGACCUACAGCCUUGCCCGGUGUCUUCAACUGACAGGGGACGAGAUGUGAUGCGAUUCAGGGUUAGACACAAGGGAGCGCCGUUGUGCCAACAAAGGACAGACUCUGUUGCUGUUGAUGAAAUCUUAACCGUAAGAGAUACGCUGGAUCUCUCAACUGCAUGCAGAGGACAGACAUUCAAACCUGGUCCCAAGAGAUGGUUUUUGUCUGUUUUUAUCCGUAGUGUUGUGUCUGAACGGGUCAGACACAGGACUCCUGGACCAGGGGUGUAAAUGUAAUGUAGAGAUGGCACCUUAUGAUCCCGGUUGUCAUGUCCUGCUCAUCAGAGAUAAGGAUUCUUCAUCCAUUUCAGAAUUUUUUUUUUCCUUAUUAAAGGAUAUAUCCAAUUCACGUCUUGAGUAUAAACACCCAAUAAACCCAUUUUUCAGAGAAUUAUGAAACCAUUUAUAACCAAAACGGAAAAAGACAUUGUGCAGCAUUUACUCUGUGCCUCCUUUAUCCCCAAAAAUCUCAGUAUGAAGUAUGUGGAACAUGGAUAAAUGGGUAACAUGGAGCCUUUCUGAAUAUAACUACAACUAUAUACAGGUAUCUUUGGUCAUUUUUAAUUUACCACAUCAUCACCCCGACCAUCCUCCAAAGUUUGUCCCGAAAUUUAUUAUAUUCUGUUAAAUAGUGUGCACAUUAGAACAAGCAAUGUUACAUUACUUAUUUAUAUAUGUUAUAUCCCCUUCAGGUUACAUACUGGGGGAGAUAAUCAUUAUAUUAACAUGGCACAAAUUUAAUUGUUUAAUUCACUAACAUUUUAAAAAUAUUGAUUUUAUUAUAGUUGUAAUUGUUAAAAGAACAGAUUGUACAUCAGUGUCUUAGAAGUAUUUCAAGUCACAGAAACGUCGCCCAAUACUUAAAUUUAGACAUAAUACAUUUGUGUAGUGCACCUUAAAGGUACCAUAGGAUAUUUUGUCUAACAUUGCUGAAAUUGGAUUCAUUUUUAAAAGAACAACCAACGAUGCUCAAUAACGUAAAAUGCUCAUGCAGACCAAUAUCAUCAAUGACAGUGACAUACAUAAAAAAAAAAAGUGGAGUAAACCUGCUACCACAUCUGUUCAAGCUAAAAGUCUUGAAAUGUUUGUGCGUGCGGGGGUUAUCCCUUGACCUCCCAUCAUACUGGUAGUCCUCUUCAAGGGCCUUUUACUUUGAUUGCUCAAAGACCGCUCUGAGAAAAGCAAAACAAAGAAGAAGCGAACCUUUAGACUCUGUUUUUCAGUGACAGUUAAACCAGCACAAGGUUAAGGUACUUUACCUUUGAGAUAUUAAGGUUUCCAUGGAGAUUCCCUACUGUAGGAGGUUUUCCUGUAACUGAUUAAAAGUACUAUUUGCAUGUCAAGUUGUCAAAGAAGUCUCGGUGAAUUCAACACUUCAUCAGCUGACUCUUGCCACCGAUUGAGUAGUAUUUUUUUUGUUUUGAAAUGUGUGUAAUAAGUCAUGAACGCUCUCCCUGGUGCCCUCUGACAACUUUAAAUGUUGUUUUCACUGUAGCUCCAUCUUUUUGAUCACGUUAACUGCCUACUCCCCUUAAAUAAAAAGCAUGCCCUGUAAGGCCACAGGUCUCAGUAAGUGUCAGAUUAAUAUUCUUUUCGUCCAAAAAACUUUGGUUCUCGUACAAUUUUUGAUGAAAGGUUUUGGACGGAGAGCGUGUUACUUGCAAGAACUUUCGCAGUACUUUUUCCGGAAUUGCCACCUGUCGUCAGUCUAUUUACAAAAGGAUUUCUUAACAAGUGUCUUUUGAUCUUGAGCUCAAAUUAGAAAGCAACAAAAGGCACCUUUGAGUCCAGACAUAGACCUAACAAAGCCACUCAACAAUGUGGGCCUUUCACACUGACACAAUGAUGCCAGAAACCUGUUUGGCGUACAAAAAGGUCACCACAGGUUACCUUAGGAGCUACAGGGUUACUAUAGCCUUCCUACAGUAAACACAGUCCAUAUAAUAUUGUUACUGUAGAUAUUGGUGGUGAUUAAUAGCAAUGUCAGACUUAUUCCUCUUUUCUCCAUGUCAAUGAAGCAUGGAACAAUCUAGUUCAAAUUUGAUAAGUCCAAGUGUAGUGGUUUUUGAUUUGGUCUGGAUGGGAAAAAAGCUGUUAAGUCACUAUUAUUCAGUUUUCAAAAAUAAAGGUUUCAUAAAUCUGAAAUUGUGUUUUAUAGAGUCUUUAGCUUGUUUGGAACAAUCUAGUCCAGAUUUGACCAGUCAAAGUGUGUGAGGUUUUGACUGGUUACUCACUAUUUGUAAGUUUCCUUUUAACUGCUGAAUUGGAAGCUAUGAAUAGGAAGCUAGUGAGUAGGCGGCGAUUAAGAUACCUUUAGAUCCCAACUGUGGAAAUUUGCAACAAAAUCGCACUCCUUCUCUUGAGUCAAAACUCUACCUUUUGAAAAAGUCAAUCUGAACAAACAGACUUUCAAAAUCUGUGUGACUUAUAAUUUCAUUAUCAUUAUCGACAUCAUCACAACUAAACAACCAUAAAUCCACUAAGGAAUCACAAAAAAAAAAGAUGCUUCUUAUAACUGCAGAAGUUGCGAGGGAAACAUCAUGUUUUUAAGUUUUCUUCUGCAUCAAAGUAAUGUAGAGAGAGUUGUCUGUAAGUCCGUGGGUAAACUGCAAACAGUAACUGCUAAUACCUCAUCCUGCCUACUUUUGAUAGUAUCACGUUUGCCAAAAUGUGAACAAACAUAGGCUAGGAAAACAGCAAAAUUGCACUUAUCUUGAUUUUUGUCUGGGGGGGGACCCACAGUGUCAGACUUUUAAAAGCCCCUGUUCUAAAGCCAUCAUUAUCACUAUCAUCAAUUAGCAGAUUAUUUUGUUGAUUAACUGUUUGGUCUAUAAAAUAUAAGAAAAUAGGGAAAAAUGCGCAUCACCGUUUCCAAAAUGACUCAAAUGUUUAAUCAGUUAUCAAAACAGUUGUUGAUUAUUUUACUGUCUGUCGACUAUUUGAGUAAUCAACUAAUCAAUGUAGCUCUAAACCAAAGUAUUUGACCAACAGAAAUUUUGACCUAUAGAAUAAAAAGUAAAGGAUCAUCAAAAUGACAUAAGUGUCAUUUAAUGGCACUCCAUCUGAUAGUUGUUGAGAUAUUUCGCUAAAAGUCACUCGUGCCACCCCUGUGGUGGUGUUGGUGUUGUUUUGUGUGUUGGUUAUUUGUCACAGUGACAAUGUUCACAUGCUAAUGUUAAGCAAGUAUAAUGUUUACCAUGUUCACGAUCUUAGUGUAACAUGUUAACGUUUGCUAUUUAGCUCUAAACACAAAGUACAGCCGGGGCUGAUGAGAAUGUUUUGCAGGUAAUUGCAUGAAUUAAACCUUAUUACACCAUAUUUUAAGCUGAUAUGCCCCCCGAUGAAGAGUUAAAAGCACCAAAGUUAUUACCAUCCAUCCCUGGGGGAACAUGAAUGUGUGCCGAAUUUCACGGAAAAUCGUCAAUUUGUUGUUGCAAUAUUUCAACUACUAUAUGCCAACCUCAUGGUGGCACUAAGGGAAGUCAGGGAAUCACCAGUCUUUAGGAUUCAUCAUCUGGGGACUAUGAAUGUCUAUAUAAAAUUUCAAGGCAAUCCAUCCAACAGUUGUUGAAAUAUUCCAAUCUAGACCAAAGUGCAAAGACCCGCAAAACCAAUGACAUUCCCAUCUUCUUCAGUUUUGUGCUAAUGAGCAAAUGUUAGAAUGCCAACACAUUAAACUAGGAUGAUGAACAUGGUAAACAUUAUGCAUGCUAAAACAUCAGCAUGUUAGCAUGCCGAUGUUAGCAUUUAGCACAAAGCACAACCUCACAGAGCUGCUAGUGUUAGCCUUGUGAUACUGGCGAUCUGACCCUUGAGUGACAUAUGAACAUGGAAAACCCAUUAAGGCGUAACAUGAGCGUCAGUGGCCGUGCUUGGUAUUGUGAUAAGGAUGAAGACUCUGCAUUGACCAUUAGUAUGUGUUUGGUUGAUGGUUAACCUUAACCCUGAACUCAAUAUCUUGCCGUGUCCAUGAGGUCUGUUUUUGAAAGAAGUUUUAAUCUAACUUGCAACUAAGAAUGAAACUCACUGACUACUCUAGAAGGGAAACCUUUUAAGUACCUCUUCAGCCAUUUAUCUGCACAUGCAAAGCUGUGAACAAAGCUUGGGGGUCACAUUUUCUCCGCAAGUAAGGCUGAUAAACUUUAAAUUAAACUAAAUUUUGUGGUGGAAAAAACCCCCCAAAUGAUUCAUUGGUACAGCUUUGAGUGAUUCUUACUUCAUAGAGUUCUUCUAUCUUGUUAUGAUAUGCACCUGACACUUCUUAGAUGGUUAAUCCAGCAGUUUAGUAUUGCACUUCCAUAAAGGUGGAAGAAAACAAUUUACCAAAGAAUGGUCAAAAUUGAAGUACCGAAGACAGAAAUCUGUAUCGUAGUGCCGAAUAUGAGUCAAAAUCCAAAAACACUGCAUCCUACAUUUCCCAUAAUGCAACCAAAAACAUCUUUACAUUAGAUCCGCCCCUCAGUCUGGUACUGUAAAUGCCCUUGUCUUUUAAACUCCAAGCACCAAUAUUAUAGGGCAGACCUUUAAAGGUUGUGAUCUCCGAAGACACUGUAUUUUCUCAAACUUGACAAAACUCCCUUUAGCGCUACAGACAUUACACAACUGUAAUAUGUGGCUUCACAGGUUGAGUAGUUCCUCACAUAACUAAACUAACCUUUGUUAGUAAAGUUAGUGGAGUUCCCCUCCAUGUUUUUUUAAAUACAGUGCUGUAGGCAAAUGACUUCAGCCAGCACAUUCUGUAACAACAUGAAACAAAACAAAAAGGAAAAGUACAUCUUGUCCACAUUCAUGUCAACAGCAUAACAGCAACAAACAAAAUAUACCAGUAACGGGGUUAACAAACAGCUUAACAGUUUUUGUUUUUACUGACGCAGUAGGUUGCCGUGUGGUUAUUGCCUUCAGCAGGGUUGCUAGGUUGCUGCAGGCGUUGACUAAAUUGAGUUGUGCUUCAUCAGAACAAAGAAACCACCUGAAAAUAUCUGUGGUCAUAGAAAUGGAUCACUUACAGUGGAAGUUUCAUGAGUAAGGUUAACUGAAAUAAAAGGGGACUCCAGUUCUCGGUCCUAAACCCCUUUAUGACACUCAUCCUCACUUGAUGUCAUACAAUGUAGAAAUGAGAAGUUGUUUUAUGUAGACAGUAAAGCUCAUAUGUACUGUAACAUUAAUCUAAGUUGUGUUAGUGCAGUUUAAUUGAUUGUUUGGUCUGUAAAGUGUCAGUAAAUAUUAAAAGUACUUUCCAA